ACGCGCACAACACCGAGAGGACAGCUCAGCCGGCUCCCAGCCUGCACUCAUCAGUCCGGCUACUCCACUGUACGGAGCACAAGUUUUUUGCAGAGUUCACUUCUCUUCCUCUGACUCGGAGCGGCACCACGGAGCCUUCUGCACGCAGACAGGAUGUCGGAACUUUCCGUCAAUGACCACCUCGAAGGGAUUUUAUCCGAUUUUGAAGCGCUGAAGAGAUCCUUUGACAUUGAAGAGGUGGACGACAUACCAUCGUUCUCUACAGCUACCGCCGUCUCCACCCCCGUUUCUCCCUCAUCCCCCCAUUUCUUCCUGAACCACAACAAAGCCAGUGAGGGGCGGGGAGGAGGAUGCCAGUCCCCUUCAUUAGCCUUCAACAACAACAACAACAAUCUGGGCUCUACAGCCCACCACUCCCGCAUCAGCCUGAGUUCCAAUCCAAGCCCAGUGCUUAAGUCCCGUUCUGUAGUCAGUAGCUUGUCGUUCAACCGAGGAACCAUGAACAAGCCGGCCAUCCACAACAACGGCUCCUCCGUGACCAGAGCUGCAUCCUUCCAGAGCAAGUUAAACCCCAGCAAUUACUCCAUGUCUGGGCCAGGCAGUGACAACGACAGCCUACACAGCUCCACAUCCAGUCUGGAGUACUCUGGAGGGUGUGGAGGUGCCCUUCCCCCUACUAAACUGGGGUCAUAUUCCAGCCCUCCACCUCAAGGAGAGUACCACCGAACCCAGCCCCAGUUCCCACAUCACCUAGAGGGAGGUGCCAACCUGGAAAGAACCCCCAACCUAAAGAAUUUCUCCUCCCAUGGGAGUGUUUUCCACUCUGAGAUGGACCAGGGGCCAGGGAUGAUGCUGGGUGUUCCAGAACCUCAGGGGGUGAACCAUGGCUCCAUGCCCAGCCUAGACCUCCAGAUUUGUGAUGCAGGAGGUGGAAUGGUGAGUAUGCAAAGGGGUAGCGGUGGAGACAGGAUAUCUCCAGGGUUGAGGUAUGCCAAUGCUAAUGCCAACUGGAAUGGUCGUCUUCAUAAUGCCAGUUCCUUUGGGGAGGAGGGCUACUGUGGCUCCAAAAACCACUGCCAGCAGCAAAGGCCCCAGAUUCUCAAGGCUAUGCAGCCCAAGGCCAAAGAGACUCCACGUCUUAACAAGUUUCCCUUAGACCUGGACAGCUUGGUAAGCAGUACCUCAACCUCUUCUCCCACCAAGGCUCAAGGGGGAUCCAUGAGCCACCCCCCCCCCAAGCCUCCUCCAAGGAGCACAGGAGGCUUCCAACAACACACCAGCCCACCAUCCACCUCAGCCAGCCCUUCAGCCUCUCUCAGCAGCCUGGAAAGUUCUUCUGACAUCCCACCCCUCUCCCUUCACCAUCCCUUUUUGCCUUUCUCUCCAACUCUCUCACAGGGCUCCAUCCCUGUCACAGAGAUGAUAAGCUCCCCAGUGCCCCUUUCUCCAGCCCAGAGCCUAAAACUGGAGAUUCCCUCAGGGCCUUGCUCAGUUGCUCAGGUGGUCUCCAAUCUGCUUAGCCCUUACAGCCCUUCCAGCCCAUCCAGCCCCAGAGCCAUUCGGUCUUUGGAGGAUGGAAAAGAUACUGUAGGAACAAUCUUACAGAGGAUCGCUUCUUUCUCCCGGAAUGUCUCCACUGACACCAUUCCAGCAGCUGUCCAAGCUGCUACAGUCCAAAGCAAUUGUGGGUCGUCAUUUGGAUGUCCUGCUGAGACCAGACCGACAUGGAAACAGGGGAAGAAGAAACAUGAAGAAACUGCUGGAGAGCUGGAGACAGACACGCUCACUCAGAUGGAGGAGGAGAAGGAGAGAGGCAUCAUGGGACAAGAGCAAGGAGAUGAGGGCAAGAACCAAGAACAACCUGCCAGCGGCAACUCCCAGAAUUUCAUGACAGAAAAAGAGGAGAACUGUGUUGGGGUUUGUACAAAGAUGGAGGAGAAGGGGAAGGAGAAGGGAAUGGAGGAAGGAGAGAUGCAGAAAGAAGUGGAGCUGGAGGCAGAGAUGAAGGUGGAGCUGUGCCAGUCUGUGCCAGGCCUGCAGAUGAGCUUCAUCCAGGGCACUGACCUGUUUGGCUACGUGGGCAUCGAGGCAGUACUGGACCAGAUGAGGAGCAAGACAAUGAAGGCCGGUUUCGAGUUCAACAUCAUGGUGGUUGGUCAGAGUGGUUUGGGGAAGUCCACGCUGGUCAACACUCUGUUUAAGUCUAAAGUCAGCCGGAAGUCCUGCACGCCAAACUAUGAAGAGAAGAUCUCCAAAACAGUCAAACUGCAUACAGUCAGCCAUG
This is a messenger RNA of Morone saxatilis (striped sea-bass), 2284 nucleotides long. RefSeq lists its product as uncharacterized. Gene Ontology annotation, molecular function: GTP binding; GTPase activity; molecular adaptor activity. NCBI's taxonomy places the organism in Eukaryota, Metazoa, Chordata, Actinopteri, Moronidae. Gene Ontology annotation, biological process: cytoskeleton-dependent cytokinesis. Gene Ontology annotation, cellular component: septin ring; cell division site; microtubule cytoskeleton. The record is from RefSeq and is a predicted model, not a curated record.